AUGUCAGCAAUGAUACCGAAGUCAAGGUUAUUUACCAAAUAUCCAAGAACUUACCUGCAAAAUUAUAUUGGACUCUAUAGCAAUCAGUUAUCAAAACUGCCAACUUUAACUCUGUACACCAAAGAUCCUUGUCCACUUUGUGAUGAGGCGAAAGAAAAGUUGAAACCAUUUGAACAUAGAUAUAUCUUUGAGCAAGUUGAUAUUACAGCGGAAGGAAAUGAAACAUUCCAUAAACUUUACAGAUAUGAUAUUCCAGUGUUUCAUUUCAAUGGAGAAUUUCUGAUGAAACAUCGAGCCGAUACUGAUUUUAUGGAAAAGGUGUUGAAGGAUUAUGAAAAAAAGAUAUCUAACAAAUCUUGA
This is a messenger RNA of Lottia gigantea (owl limpet), 360 nucleotides long. RefSeq lists its product as hypothetical. Bases 1 to 360 code for a protein of 119 amino acids. The transcript is spliced from 3 exons. NCBI's taxonomy places the organism in Eukaryota, Metazoa, Mollusca, Gastropoda, Lottiidae. The record is from RefSeq and is a predicted model, not a curated record.